This is a messenger RNA of Microtus ochrogaster (prairie vole), 4279 nucleotides long. RefSeq names its product ubiquitin specific peptidase 35 (gene Usp35). Gene Ontology annotation, molecular function: cysteine-type deubiquitinase activity. Gene Ontology annotation, biological process: protein deubiquitination. Gene Ontology annotation, cellular component: nucleus; cytosol. NCBI's taxonomy places the organism in Eukaryota, Metazoa, Chordata, Mammalia, Rodentia, Cricetidae. The record is from RefSeq and is a predicted model, not a curated record.
GCCCGCGGGGGUAGCCCCCGCUCUGGCUCCGCCCCGUUUCCCGCACCUCGCCCCUCCCCCCCUCCGCUCCGUCCCGCAGCCCAGCCACCGCGCAGAAGAGUUUCACUGUCCUGGUCCAUCUGGGGUUAUGCGGAGCGGGGUGGGUGGAGUUGGACAUCACGGUGGCGGCAGCAUCCCUGAGGUCUGGGACCCCCCUGGAGGGGAGCGGAGGACCCGCCCUGACCUCGCCCGGCCCAGCCUAGUCCAGCCUGGCCCGAGCGCCCCGCCCAGGAGUGGGUUCUGAGGCUAGAAAACCGUGGCCGUUCUCCGGCGUCAGCACCCAGGGAUCUAGACCGGGGUGUGUGUCAGAGCGCCACCCUCUCUGCCCCCAGCCGCGUGUGGCCGUCAUGGACAAGAUCCUGGAGGCCGUGGUGACUUCGUCCUACCCCACGAGCGUGAAGCAAGGACUGGUGCGUCGCGUGCUGGAGGCGGCGCGGCAGCCCUUGGAGCGGGAACAGUGCCUGGCGCUGCUGGCCCUGGGCGCGCGCCUCUACGUGGGUGGCACGGACGAGCUGCUGCGCCGCGUGGGCUGCCAGCUGCUGCACGUGGCGGGGCGCCACCACCCCGAGGUCUUCGCCGAGUUUUUCAGCGCGCGCCGCGUGCUGCGCCUGUUGCAGGGCGGCGCGGGGCCCCCCGGGGCGCGCGCGCUGGCCUGCGUGCAGCUGGGGCUGCAGCUGCUGCCGGACGGGCCUGCGGCCGACGAGGUGUUCGCGCUGCUGCGGCGCGAGCUGCUGCGCACCGUGUGCGAGCGGCCCGGGCCCGCCAUCUGCGCACAGGUUGCCCGGCUGCUGGCGCGUCACCCGCGCUGCGUCCCCGACGGCGCGCACCGCCUGCUCUUCUGCCAGCAGCUGGUGCGGUGCCUUGGUCGCUUCCGCUGCCCGGCCGAGGGCGAGGAGGGCGCCGUGGAGUUCCUGGAGCAGGCCCAGCAGGUUAGCGGGCUCCUGGCGCAGCUGUGGCGCGCGCAGCCCGCCGCCAUCCUGCCCUGCCUCAAGGAGCUGUUUGCCGUCAUCUCCUGCACAGAGGAAGAGCCGCCGUCCAGCGCCUUGGCCAGUGUGGUCCAGCACCUCCCGCUGGAGCUCAUGGAUGGUGUGGUCCGGAACCUCAGCAAUGACGACAGUGUGACAGACUCCCAGAUGCUGACUGCCAUUAGCAGGAUGAUCGACUGGGUGUCCUGGCCCCUGGGGAAGAACAUUGACAGGUGGAUCAUUGCGCUGCUGAAGGGCCUGGCUGCCGUGAAGAAGUUCAGCAUCCUGAUUGAGGUUUCGCUCGCCAAAAUCGAGAAGGUUUUCUCUAAGCUGCUGUACCCCAUUGUUCGGGGGGCCGCCCUGUCUGUCCUCAAGUACAUGCUCCUGACUUUCCAGCACUCCCACGAGGCCUUCCACCUGCUUCUCCCUCACAUUCCUCCCACAGUGGCCUCUCUAGUCAAGGAGGACUCGAACUCUGGGGCCAGCUGCCUGGAGCAGCUGGCGGAGCUGGUCCACUGCAUGGUGUUUCGGUUCCCAGGCUUCCCCGACCUGUAUGAGCCUGUCAUGGAAGCCAUUAAGGACCUCCACAUUCCCAAUGAGGACCGAAUCAAGCAGCUGCUGGGGCAGGACGCCUGGACCUCACAGAAGAGCGAGCUGGCUGGCUUCUAUCCCCGGCUCAUGGCCAAGUCAGACACGGGCAAGAUUGGUUUAAUCAACCUGGGCAACACAUGCUAUGUGAACAGUGUCCUUCAGGCCUUGUUCAUGGCUUCCGACUUUCGACACUGCGUGCUCCGCCUGACUGAGAACAACUCGCAGCCCCUGAUGACCAAACUGCAGUGGCUGUUUGCCUUCCUGGAGCAUAGUCAGAGGCCAGCCAUCUCUCCUGAGAACUUCCUCUCCGCGUCCUGGACACCCUGGUUCAGCCCUGGAACCCAGCAGGACUGUUCGGAAUAUCUGAAGUACCUGCUGGAUCGGCUUCACGAAGAGGAGAAAACCGGGACGAGGAUCUGCCAGAAGCUCAAGCAGGCCAGCUUGCCCUCCCCACCGGACGAACUCCCUAGCUCCCAUGUGACAUCUGUGGAGAAAAUGUUUGGAGGCAAGAUCGUGACUCGGAUAUGCUGUCUGCACUGCCUCAAUGUUUCCUCUCGGGAGGAGGCCUUCACAGACCUCUCUCUGGCCUUCCCUCCUCCCGAGCGAUGUCGUCACCGCCGCCUGGGCUCGGUGAUGCUCCCCACAGAGGAUGUGCAAACCCAGGAGAUGGCACCGACUCCCAGAACCCCGGCAACACAGAGGCAGAGGAAGCACUGUGUCACGGGGGAUGCUCCCUGCACGGAGCUAGACAUAAAAGGGCUGAGCAUCACAGACACUGGGCAGGAGGAGAAGGUGGAGAGGGAGCAGGCCGGGAAGGAGAAGGAGGCCUCAGAGGAGGAAGAAGAGGAGGAAGGAGCAAGGGAAGAGGAGAAAGAGCAGGGGGAAGAGAAGGAGAAAGAGAAAAAGGAAGACGAAAAGGAGAAGGAAGCGGACAGCUUGGGUCCAGGGACCCACAGGGAUGCCGUCCCACCCAGGGAGCAGGUCUGUGGCCCCGAGGGUUCCCGCUCGGUACUGGACCUGGUCAACUACUUCCUGUCCCCGGAGAAGCUGACAGCGGAGAACCGUUACUACUGUGAGUCAUGCGCCUCCCUCCAGGAUGCAGAGAAGGUGGUGGAGCUGAGCCAAGGUCCGCGCUACCUCAUUCUUACGCUACUGCGCUUCUCCUUCGACCUGCGCACCAUGCGGCGCCGCAAGAUCCUGGACGAUGUCGCCAUCCCCCUCUUGCUGCGCCUGCCGCUGGCCGGGGGUCAGGGUCAGGCCUACGACCUCUGUAGUGUGGUGGUGCACUCCGGGGUGUCCUCAGAGAGUGGCCACUACUACUGCUAUGCCCGGGAGGGCGCUGCCCGGCUGAGCCCCGUCCUGGGGUCCACGGACAGGCCUGAGCCUGAGAACCAGUGGUACCUCUUCAACGACACCAGGGUGUCUUUCUCGUCCUUUGAGUCCGUCAGCAACGUCACCUCCUUUUUCCCCAAGGACACCGCCUAUGUGCUCUUCUACCGCCAGCGGCCCAGGGAGGGGCUCGAGGCCGAGCCCAGCUCUCCCCGAGUUCGAGCAGAGCCCACCCUCCACAAGGACCUGAUGGAGGCCAUCUCCAAAGACAACGUCCUCUUCCUGCAGGAGCAGGAGAAGGAGGCCCGGAGCAGAGCUGCUUACAUCUCUACACUCCCUGCCCCUCCACACUGGGGUCGGGGCUUUGAUGAAGAUAAAGACGAAGAUGAAGGCUCUCCAGGGGGCUGCAACCCUGCAGGUGGCAAUGGUGACUUCCACAGACUGGUCUUCUAACGGGAACUCCCUCCUGUGGGGGUGUCGCAGUCAACCUCAAGAGUGGGCCAGGUGGGGCUCAGGGCCUGGGCAGAGCACUCUGCCGUCUGGGGUCUUAGGGAGCUGUGGAGGCAAGCAAGCCCAAGGUGAAGCAGGUCCUUUCGAAGGCAAGGAGGAUGGAGAGGGACCAUCUGGGGUGUCAGCCUACAGCUGAGGGUCAUGGAGAAGCUGAAACCCAAAGCUCCUUGGGCAGCAUCCUGUUAAGAGGUUCCGGUCAGAGCAGCCUGGAUGAGCCCACUCUGGGCUUUGCCUCCCUGCAGGCCCAGGCAGCUCAGGAGCCGGGAUGGCAUCCCUUUGGUGUCCAGCAUCCGGUAGCCCUUCCUUCUAUUCUGGUUCCUUCACCCAGUUCUUCCUCGGUAGGAGAAAAAGCACAGCUCAAGUCAAGCCCUUGCACCAAGAAGGGGGGGACUGUGUUCCCUCUGCCUGCCCUCUUGUUUCUUCAAGGGGGUCCCUAAAACGAGGUCUGUGGGUGCCUACACCCGCCGUGUGUUUGAGGCAUUAGUGGAAGGCAGCAUAGCACAGGAUUGGAGGUAAGAGUCUUACCUGCCCCCCAUCCCCCCAGGCAAGCCACUGGGAGAGCCCCGUCCCUCCCCUUCCCAGCCUGCCUCAGUGCCUGUGAUGCUGCCAGUGCAUCGCCAUCUAGUUAAUGUCCCGGGUCUUCACCCUACUGAAGACAUUAGUCUGUCGAAAGCCAUUGUCGUUUGAGGGAGCUAGCUGGCUUGGCUCCUCGGCUAGAAUGUGCGGGCUGGGUAGGUAAGAACUGUGUGAUCCACACAACCUCAUUGUGCCCCAAGACCACUAUAGCCCUUCUCAGUGGAGAAGAAACCUGUGUUCUUAAUAGGAAUAAAACUCGCUUCUCUGGA